CUUUGUCAGCCUGUACUAUCGUUUUCUCUUCCUUUCUAGCACGGAGAAGAUCUCUUGCUCUGUGGUUGAAAUGUUAUGCAAUGCCUUAAUUAGAAUAAUUUAAGUUGUUGUAUAACUUGGAUGAGCUAAGAAUAUCACUUAAAUUACUUCGGUUUAUUGAGGAGAAUGGAUUAAAAAAAUAAAAUGGAACAAAAACUAGCCGUAUUUAAUAAUCCAUUAAUAUUGGAAAAAAUUUUCCAGUUUCUGAAUGCGUACGACUUAUCUUCAUGUUCUCAAGUCUGUUCCAUUUGGUACAAAAUUUCUGCAGCAGAAAAGAAGCGCCGUACAGAUAUCGCCUGGAUAUUUUCUGUUGGUCCUUGUCCUGAUCGUAGAUUUGAAUUGAAACAUAUGAAAUCAUGUGGUUCAACUGAACAUGGGGAAGUAGAAAAUAGUACAUUUGAACAAUUGGAAAAUUUGCAGUCAGAACCUGUUUUCUGCACAGCAUUUAUGACUACAAGUUUGUUUGAAAAAAUUCAUAAAUUUUUUCCAAGCUUUGGUGAUACUGAACGUACUGUGAAAAGAUUCAAACCUUGUGGGAGUAUUACUAGAAGAAAAUAUCUGAAUUCAGUUAUGGAUGUCGUAUUUAAAUCGUUUCUGCCAAAAAGAUGCAAAAUGGCCUUUACAGUUUCAGCUGGCAUAAUUGGUUGCAAGACAGACUGUGUUCCAUUGGAAGUAGAAAAUGGACCAGCAGUUGCUGGAUUUUUCAUUCCAGAAAUACCAGGAGUGGAAGUAAAUCACUAUGCUAUAUCUGGAAAAAAGAGUAGUUUGGCUGAAUUCGUAUCAAAAAAUGCACCAGUAAAGUGUUUGCUGUUAUUUUUAACAUCUAGAGGAGUAAGUAUUGCCAACAAAUUAGUUCGCAGUUGUUGUCCUGAAGAAGAAGACAUCAAUAUGGCUGUUGGUGGUGCAAUCGUAGAGCGCACAAAUUCACUUUUAGGUUCAGCAACAGCAUUUUGUGGACCAAACGUUGAAGCAGCCUCUGUCAUAAUUAAUGCAUAUGACAGAAUAGAAGAAAUAACUGCAAAAUUAGAAGUAUUUCGGGAAUCUGGUUUAUUAAAAAAUAAGUGCUUUGCAUACAUGUUUGCAUGCAUAGGACGAGGUUAUUGCUUUCAUGAGGAACACAAUGUAGAAAGUGAAAUUUUUAGUAAGAUGUAUCCAAAAGUUCCUAUAAUAGGAGUAUUUGGAGAAGGUGAGAUAGGUGUAAAUUACAUUCCAAAUGUUAUUUUAGAAAAUAAAAAGCUAAAAGCUGGUAAGUUUAAGACCACAAAACGAUUUCUGCAUAGUUAUACUACUAUAUUUGUUUUAAUAUCGAUCAAAAUGUGAAGGAUAAUGAGUGCAAUUUAAGCAAUGAUGGGAAAAUAAAUAUUUUGCAAUAUUCUAAAGUUUUCACUUGAGCAUUUGGUUUUAAAAAUUUCUGUUAUAAAAAAUAAUUCACCACAAAGUAUAAAAUUAAUGUUAGAAGAAAAAGUUGUUUUAUCUUAGAUACAUAUAUUUUUAUUUAUGCAUGCUCUGAUAUAUUACAGUAUUUUAAACAUUGAUUAAAAUUUUAUUUAAUACUAAAUAACCAUCUGUGUCUCCAUGCCUAUGCCACUCUAAGCCGAAAAUUAUUUGUAAUAUUUACUAUAAGAGAGAAUAUGGAUUUUAUUCACAAUCUUUUUUCACUUUUUAAUAUUGGAAAAUAGACACUGCUGUUUGCUUUUCCACAGUAAUUUACAGAAAAGUUAUAUAUUUAAAGGAAAAAAAUAAUUGUAAAUUUUGUGAUGUACAGAAACUUUAUGAACAACAUAUCAAUGUGUAUUAUAAAUAUUAACAUAUUUGAUGUUUGUAUAGAUAAAUAAACGAGUGAAUUUUCAAAUAUAUUGUGAUUGUGAUGUGGAUAAAAAAAAUUAGUAUUUUUCUGAAAGAUAAAUUCUUCAGAAACAUAUUGUUUAAAAGUAUGCAAUGUUUUUUAAAGUUAACAAUAAGCUUUGUAUUCAUUUCACA
Messenger RNA from Argiope bruennichi, 2019 nucleotides. RefSeq names its product F-box only protein 22-like. The record is from RefSeq and is a predicted model, not a curated record. Lineage: Eukaryota; Metazoa; Arthropoda; Arachnida; Araneae; Araneidae. Gene Ontology annotation, biological process: protein polyubiquitination; positive regulation of proteasomal ubiquitin-dependent protein catabolic process. Gene Ontology annotation, molecular function: protein binding. The transcript is spliced from 3 exons. The coding region runs from base 184 to 1359 and encodes 391 amino acids.